Molecule: messenger RNA, 2222 nt
Organism: Prunus mume (Japanese apricot)
Lineage: Eukaryota; Viridiplantae; Streptophyta; Magnoliopsida; Rosales; Rosaceae
Gene: ALB4
Product: OxaA/YidC-like membrane insertion protein
Biological process (GO): protein insertion into membrane; protein localization to chloroplast; thylakoid membrane organization
Cellular component (GO): chloroplast thylakoid membrane
Molecular function (GO): membrane insertase activity
Source: RefSeq, a predicted model, not a curated record
AGUCCCGUAAAAUUGGAAAAUGGAAAGCCCAGCCAUCCUUUCCGGUUCUUCCUCAUUCGCAUGAAUCGCAUAUCCAAACAGUCAGUCAUCAAGAAGCAAGACAUGCUAAACCCACGCUCAGCUCUUUGCACCAGCUCCAGCUUCUAGGGUUUCUAAUUUCUCAAAUUCGAAUCCCAAUCCCCUUCAAAAAUGGCUACUUUAUCCUCGUUUCGACCUAGCCUUGUCCUUGUCCCAACUCCGAAGCCCCCGAACCCUCUCCUCCCUCGAACUCACCACCACUACGGCUUCUCGCAACCCAAGCCCUUCCUCCGAGGCUCGCUCGCUGUGGCUCGGCUCGGCUUCGGCCCCGGUCUGAUUCCCGAACCGGAAGACGCCGGAGCUGUCUUGAAGGAGCUGUAUGACAGAGCCGAGAGCUUGCUUUACACGGUGGCCGAUGCGGCGGUGUCAGCUUCGUCGUCGACGGAGAGCGUGAGUACAACGAAACAGAGCAGUGAUUGGCUUUCUGGGAUUACCAAUUACCUUGAAAGCGUUCUCAAGUUUUUGAAAGAUGGGCUCUCUGCUGUGCACGUUCCCUACUCUUAUGGCUUUGCCAUCAUACUCUUGACCCUCCUUGUUAAAGCGGCUACCUUCCCGUUGACCAAGAAACAGGUUGAGUCUGCCAUGGCUAUGCGGUCCUUGCAACCUCAAGUGAAAGCUGUACAAGAACGCUAUGCUGGGGAUCAGGAGAGAAUUCAACUUGAAACUGCUCGAUUGUAUAAAUUAGCUGGCAUAAACCCUUUGGCAGGAUGCCUGCCUACGCUUGCAACAAUCCCAGUAUGGAUUGGGUUAUAUAGAGCUCUUUCAAAUGUGGCAGAUGAGGGACUCCUUACAGAAGGCUUCUUCUGGAUACCCUCCUUGGCCGGUCCUACAACAGUUGCUGCUCGACAAAAUGGAAGUGGCAUCUCUUGGCUUUUUCCAUUUGUAGAUGGUCAUCCACCCCUUGGAUGGUCAGACACCUUGGCAUAUCUUGCCUUGCCUGUUUUGCUGGUUGUCUCACAGUACAUAUCUGUUCAAAUCAUGCAGUCAUCACAGAGUAACGAUCCGAACAUGAAGAGUUCUCAAGUUAUUACCAAGUUUCUUCCUUUAAUGAUUGGUUAUUUUGCUCUUUCAGUGCCUUCUGGUCUAAGUCUCUAUUGGUUCACAAAUAACAUACUGACCACAGCACAACAAGUAUGGCUUCAAAAAUUUGGGGGUGCAAAAAAUCCAGUUAGUCAAUUAAAUGAUAAUUUUAUCAAGGAAGAUGAACUCCAAAUUCAAAAGUCUGUCUCUGAAUUAAAGUUGACACAAAAGGAUACCAGACAAGAAGAAAAGUUGACGCCAGAGGGUCUACGGCCUGGUGAAAGAUUUAAAAUGAUAAAGGAGCAAGAAGCUCGGAGAAAACAACAAAGAGAAGAAGAAAAGAGAAAAGUUGAAGAGGCAGCAGCCAAGGGAACUCAAAUAACUAAUGAGCGACAUGAGGGAGAAGCCAGAUUACAUGAUAAUGAAAAUGGAGCUGCAGUUGAAUUAGUUGUUGAAAAGAGUGAAGGACGUCAUUCUCAGACUACAACCCAUAGUUCCUCUGAUGUUGGAGUUUCUGUGAAUGGUGAUCGGUCUAUACAGGACUUGAAAGAAGAUCACAACACAGUGUCUGUGUUGAAGAUGGAAAACAGUGAAGUUUCUGCUAAUUUAGAGGUUGAAAGGAGGGAUGAGCAGAAGUCGGAUGAGAGUCAAGGAGACGGAAAGGAAUCUGUUGAAGUACGAACUUCCACGACCACUGUGGAUACAAAAGUUUCUGGAGAAGGCGCACAUCAAGUGAGAGGGGAGUGACCCACCAAAGUGUAAGCAUUGUUGAGAUAGCAUUGGUGAGUCAAUUUAAUCAGAUUGAAAGCAACCCUGACAUUCAAAAGCAAUACACGGUGUAUAUUAUAUCUGAGACAGGGGAGUGGGAACAACAAGAUUUUCGGAUUUUUGUUGUGUAGCUGUAAGAAGUUUUUGAAUGUGUCCUGUAGAAAAAAAAACUGCUCUGCCUUCUGCUUCUCGGUGGCAUGGCAUGUAUGAUCUUUGUAGCAAAAAUUUCCAUAUUUUUUGGUUAGAUUAGAUGAGAAGAAGGGGAAAUGGAUAGGAAAUUAAACAGAUGUGUUCGAUUCUUUUUCAUGUCACAACGUACGAAUAAAUGAUAUAAAAUUUCAGCUCGUUACUUUGCU